Molecule: messenger RNA, 1680 nt
Organism: Geodia barretti
Lineage: Eukaryota; Metazoa; Porifera; Demospongiae; Tetractinellida; Geodiidae
Source: the annotation of a GenBank genome assembly
AUGCUAGUCAAAGACACCAUCGUAAAGGCCGUGGCGGAUGCGCUGGAACGCGCCCAUCGGGACGGCGUGCUGAAUGUCGACACCGUCCCGUUGAUUGAAGUUGAGCGCCCCAACAAUCCUGACCACGGCGAUUUCGCGACCAACCUGCCGCUACGCCUGGCGCGGGCCGCCCGCUCCAAUCCGUUGCAGUUGGCCGAGGCUAUCGCCGCGCGAGUGGAAACCGGGCCGGAGAUUGCCAGCGUGGCGUCGGCGCCGCCCGGGUUCAUCAAUUUCAGGCUCAGCGAUCGCUGGUUGCAGGAGCAGGUUGAGGUGGUGCGCAGUGCCGGAGACGCGUUCGGCGCGGCGCAGAUUGGCCAGGGCCGCAAGGUGAUGGUCGAGUUUGUCAGCGUCAACCCGACUGGGCCGGUGCAUGUGGGGCACACCCGCGGCGCCGUGCUGGGCAGCGCGUUGGCGAACGCCCUGGCAGCGGUUGGGUACGACGUUACCCGCGAGUAUUACGUCAACGAUGCCGGCUCGCAGAUGGAGGCGUUUUACCGGUCGGUGUGGGUGCGCUAUCAGCAAGCCCUGGGUCGGGAAGCCGAGUUGCCGGACAAUGGCUAUCAGGGCGACUACAUCGCCGACAUCGCGGCUGACAUAAUCCAGUCCGAGGGAGAUCGCUACCUGGAAUUGAACGACGCGGCCGCGAUUCGCGGCAUAGGCGACGUGGCCCGGGAGCAGAUGAUAUCCGUAAUCAGCGAGGACCUGAGCGCUAUCGGUGUCGACUUUGACAACUGGUUCAGCGAACGCCAGCUGUUUCAGGACGAGGACUACGACCGGGCGAUGGAGCGGUUGCGCGAGGGCGGCCACCUGGCCGAGCGCAGCGGGGCGCUCUGGUUUAACUCGAUCGCGCUGGGCGAUGAUCGGGAUAACGUGGUGGUGCGCUCAUCCGGCGAACCUACUUAUUUUGCGUCCGAUAUUGCGUACCAUUUCAACAAAUUCGAUCGCCGUGGCUUCGAGCGGGUGAUCGAUAUUUGGGGCGCAGACCACCAGGGUCAUGUGCCACGGAUGAAGGCGGCGGUUACCGCUCUGGGCAUGGAACCGGAAAACCUGACCGUGCUCAUCUCCCAGAUGGUUACGCUGAAGCGCGGCGACGAGACCGUGCGCGCGUCGAAACGCACCGGGGAUUUCAUUACGCUGCGGGAGCUGGUGGACGAAGUGGGCGUGGAUGCCUGCCGUUAUUUCUUCCUGGCCAGGUCGCCCUCCACUCAGAUGGAAUUCGACAUGGAACUGGCGACCCGGGAGUCGUCGGAGAACCCGGUUUACUACGUGCAGUACGCUCACGCCCGCAACGCCAGCAUCCUGAAGCUGGCCGCCGAGCGCAACAUCGACUAUAGCAACGGUGAUGUAACCUUGCUGGACAGUGCGUACGAAUUGAGCCUGAUACGCACCAUGCUGCGGUUGCCGGAGCUGAUCGUACAGGUGGCGGAGAACCUGGAGCCGCACCACCUGCCCCACUACGCGAUGGAGCUGGCCACUGCGUUCCACCAUUUUUACGAGAACUGCCGGGUAGUGUCGGCGGACGCUGCGGACAAUGACAUCACGCUGGCGCGCCUGAAGCUGGUGUCGGCAGCUCAGGUGGCCUUCCGUCGUACUCUGACGCUGAUGGGUAUGUCGGCGCCGGACCGCAUGGAACGCAUCUGA